AGAGAGAAAGAAGGGGAGGGAGGAGGAACUUAAAGGAAAAAAGUUAAAAUAAAAAUGGCUUCCUUGUCUUUGGAGUCCACAGAACAAACGGAAAACGGUCAAACUGAAUCCGCAGAAGAUGAAGCCAAAGUUAAAAAGGAGACCGAUCCGGACGAAGUUUCUGAACAACUGCUCCAAACCUUCCAGAACUCGUCGCUCAGUUUUUCCACCGACCAAGUCGCGUGUCUGUGCGAGGCGCUUCUGCAAGCGGGCAAUGUGGAUCGCCUGUGGAGAUUUCUCUCCACCAUCCCUCCUUCGGCCGAUUUGCUACGUGGCAACGAGACCCUGCUGAAGGCCCAGGCUUUGGUCGCUUUCCACCGGGACGAAUUUAAAGAGUUAUAUGCCAUUCUGGACAGUCAUGACUUCCACCCGAGUAACCAUGGGUUCCUGCAAGACCUCUACUUAAAGGCGCGCUACAAGGAGGCUGAGAGGUCCCGGGGUCGCAACUUAGGGGCCGUGGAUAAAUAUCGACUCCGGAAAAAGUUUCCCCUGCCAAAAACCAUCUGGGACGGUGAGGAGACGGUGUACUGCUUCAAGGAGAAGUCGCGAAACGCUCUGAAGGAAUGCUACAAGAUCAACAGGUAUCCCACUCCGGACGAGAAGAAAAAUUUAGCCAAAGUCACCGGACUUUCUUUGACUCAAGUGAGCAACUGGUUUAAGAAUCGCCGACAGAGGGACCGAACCCCGUCCGGUACCAACAGCAAAAGUGAAUCUGAUGGAAACCACAGCACAGAAGAUGAAGCGAGCAAAGGAGAUCUGGAGGAUAUUACUGACAAACCUUGUCAAGAGAUGAUCUCCACUGCUUCUCUCAUAUCUUUUUCUGGUGCUCCGUGCAAUACAGGUGGUCAGCUUAUCCUUAACAGUACAGGGGGAUUCCUCACAGGUUCUCAUCCAUUGCUGCUCAAUGGGAGCCCUAUACUCUCAGGGGCAGGAACAGGAGUCAUCAUUAAUGGGUUGACACUGAGCGAUGCCCACACAGUCACCCUAAGUCCUGUUACAGGAAAUGCACCAUUGCUACUAAAUGGUGCUCAAGUUAUCUCCAGAGAGGAACGUGGUGUCAAUGACAUGGAGGGCCAAAGCAGCCUGUCUAAUGUGGUGCUGAGUCCACAAGCCAGUCUAGCAAACACAACAUCUCUCUCUCUUAGUGAAGAGGCAAAAACAGCCAGCAGCAAUGUUUCUCCAUUGGAUUUCAUCAGUCUUCCGGAGGCCCUGAAGAAUCCAGACAAUGUCCAGUCAGAGCCCACUAACUCUAUGUCCACUUCUACCAUCUCUACUUCCGUCAUCUCUCCCAUGCCUCAUUCUUCAGUUAUUUUGACUCAAAAUAGUGUUCCCACAUCAGCAGCUGGCUCCCUAAAUUCAGUCAUCUCUAGUCCCAUUGUUCCACUACAGCCUACACAGCCACCAGAGAUUGUUUUAUUAGCGAAGACUGAGGCGCAAUCGCUUUCUUCCAGCUCUAUCUCCAGCCCUCAGGUGCUGUCCUUACCACAGGUGGUACCAUCUAUACAAGGAAUCCCAGUGUCCCAACUUCUGCAGCAUCCAUCAUGUCCAGCCAGCAUGUCUUCCUGUCCACAACUUGUACCGGUUUCAUCUGUCAAUCCACAGGUACCCCAAGGUCCCAUUUCUCAGUUUCACACACAGACCUUGCACAUUGCUCCCAGACUUGCUCAAACCCAGCUCCAAAAUGGCUCCAACACACUAAGUACCAAUACAGUUUUUUCCCUCCCCCAAAUGGCAGAUGGCCAACUUGCACAAGGAUUUGCGUCUCAGCUAGGACAAGACUCUGCUUCAGCCACCUUCCCACAGAUACAAACCUCUAUGGGACCACAGGUCAUUCCUAUUUCCUCUCCAACUCAAGUUGUACCUGUUUCCCAGCCCAAAGACACAGGCCAGCCCCAGCUGGUCCCCCUGUCACUGCCUCAACUUAUGCCUGUAUCAUCCAUCACAGGAACUCCCACUGGAAGCUUCACCUUCCCUCAGGUGGUCCCAGCAGCACCUUCUCUUUCCAUCCCAUCCCCUGGAGGUGCUUUUCAGAUUCUUACAUCUGGGUCUGGAGCAGGACUAAGUGUUGCCCAGGGACCAAUACGUCUUAGUCCAGUAGGGCCUCCUCAGAGUGUCCCUACUGGUUCUAUCCCAAGUGUUCAACUUCUGAAUUCUGGAGUUUUUCAAUUACCCUCUGUUUCUCCAGGCAAUAUUCUCUUAGCUGGUGGAAUAGGAGGGAGCCCCUUCCUAAGUGUUCAAAAUGGCAAACUCAUCCUUACUAUUCCGGCUGGCAUACAGUUCUCCAGUAUGCCUGUCAAGUCCAUCCCAGAAAACACAAUCUCAAGCAACAGCAUUAUUGAUCCAAUUUCCUCUGUAGCUCCACUUGAAAAUCCACCCGCACCUGCACAAUCCUCAAAUUCACUACAAUCAUCUCCUCUGGGUCUAAUUGGUUCCUCUUCCCUUUACUGCAGUCCUGAGCCUGGGACAAUUGCCAACACUACCCCAGGAGCUUCUCCUAACACUCCAGACUCUUCUAGUACUCCCACUCCUACGGGCAUCCUACAAUCCCAGCAGACCUUCAGCCCUGAUAGCAUGCUGCCCCUCAGUCCAAUUUGUAGUGGUGUUUCAACUGGCACACACCUCUCCCAGCCAGUCUGGAGCCUAGUGCCUCUUUCCUCCCCUGCGGGUCUGACAUUAUUUGACAUGCGUGGUAAAGGGGAUCUACCAGAGGACCCGGCUUUGUUGGGCCUACCAGGUGGAGAGUCUCUACUAUUGGGGACUCCUCCUCCAGGUGAGGAUGUGGAAAGAGAUUCUUCGCUGGAUGAGGUGGAGGAAAUGGAUGGGGACUCAAAAAUUCUCACGCAACUUCAAUCCGUCCCUGUGGAUGAUGAGUUGGGUUUGUAAAUACAAUUGUUGCGUUGAUAG
Molecule: messenger RNA, 2943 nt
Organism: Paramisgurnus dabryanus
Lineage: Eukaryota; Metazoa; Chordata; Actinopteri; Cypriniformes; Cobitidae
Source: RefSeq, a predicted model, not a curated record